AUGUCUCAGACUUACAGAUCCACGCGAAGCGAAUCCGACCAGGCGCUCUCUUUUGAAGACGCGGUGAUGACCGGCUUGGCCAAAGACGGCGGUCUUUUCGUGCCAUCGGCCAUUCCAAAGUUGGAGCCUGACUUUAUCCGCCAGUGGAAAAACUUGACCUUCGAGCAGCUUGCCUUCAACAUCAUGCGCAAGUACAUAGCCCGCAGCGAGAUCCCCGACGCCGAUCUCCGCACCUUGGUGGAAAAAUCGUACUCCACUUUUCGUGCCAGCGAAAUCACGCCAAUCAAAGAGUUGGACGCGGCCAAGCACUUGUACUUGUUGGAGUUGUUCCACGGGCCCACGUACGCGUUCAAAGACGUGGCGUUGCAGUUUGUCGGCAACUUGUUCGAGUACUUUUUGGUGCGGAGCAACGCCAAGAUCGCUGAUCCCGCCCAAAGAAAGAAAAUCACCGUUGUGGGAGCCACUUCGGGCGACACGGGCUCGGCGGCCAUCUACGGCUUGCGCGGCAAGAAAGACGUGUCUGUGUUCAUCUUGUAUCCGACUGGGCGCAUCUCGCCCAUCCAGGAGGAGCAGAUGACCACGGUGGAAGACGCCAAUGUGCACACAUUGUCUGUCAAGGGCACGUUUGACGACUGCCAGGACAUUGUCAAGCAGAUUUUCGGCGACAAGGACUUCAACGAGAAGCACCACGUGGGCGCCGUCAACUCCAUCAACUGGGCGCGGAUCUUGGCCCAGAUGACCUACUACUUCUACUCGUACUUCCAGUUGCUCAAAAAGGUGGAGCAGGCGGGCGGCGACCUGGUCAAGCCCAGAUUCGUCGUGCCCUCGGGCAACUUUGGCGACAUUUUGGCCGGCUACUACGCCAAGAAGAUGGGAUUGCCUGCCGACCGCUUGAUUAUCGCCACGAACGAAAACGACAUUUUGGACCGUUUCUUGAAGUCCGGCAGAUACGAGAAGGACGGCGAGGUCAAGGCCACCUACUCGCCCGCCAUGGACAUCCUUAUCUCGUCCAACUUUGAGCGUUUGUUGUGGUAUUUGGUCAGAGACAACAUGGCCGGAGGCGACGACUCGAAAGCAGGCCACAUUUUGAACGAGUGGAUGCAGCAGCUCAAAACUACCGGCUCUGUAUCUGCUCCUGACGCCGUCACAGCAGCGGCUAGAGCGGACUUUGACUCCGAGAGAGUUGACGAUGCAGAAACUUCAGCCACCAUCCGCAAAAUCUACACUGCACACCCAGAAAAAUACGUUUUGGACCCACAUUCUGCUGUGGGCGUUGCUGCCUCUUUGAGAAACAUCGAGAGAGACUCGUCCGACGCUUCUGUUCAGUAUAUUUCAUUGGCGACCGCACAUCCUGCCAAGUUCUCUGAAGUGGUGAACAAGUCCUUGCUGGAAAUCGACGGCUAUUCUUUCGAAAAGGACGUUCUUCCGGACGAGUUGAAGGCGUUGGCGCUCAAGGAAAAGAGAUUGUUGUUGGUGGACGAGCCAUCUUUGGAAAAGAUCAAGAACGUUAUUGAGGCUGAGUUGGCGAAGGAACCAGAGGCCGUUUAA
Molecule: messenger RNA, 1548 nt
Organism: Clavispora lusitaniae ATCC 42720
Lineage: Eukaryota; Fungi; Ascomycota; Pichiomycetes; Serinales; Metschnikowiaceae
Gene: THR4
Product: threonine synthase
Biological process (GO): L-threonine biosynthetic process
Molecular function (GO): pyridoxal phosphate binding; threonine synthase activity
Source: RefSeq, a predicted model, not a curated record